Cyprinus carpio (common carp) is the source of this 4872-nucleotide messenger RNA. It is a transcript of the gene b4galt2, whose product is annotated as beta-1,4-galactosyltransferase 2. Gene Ontology annotation, biological process: carbohydrate metabolic process. Gene Ontology annotation, molecular function: glycosyltransferase activity. Lineage: Eukaryota; Metazoa; Chordata; Actinopteri; Cypriniformes; Cyprinidae. The record is from RefSeq and is a predicted model, not a curated record.
AAUAAGCGAACCUCCAUUUGAGCCUUCCGAGUCUCCGUACUAAAGAAAACCUGCCUCCCUAUGCCUUUAUUCGCACACCCAUCAUCUCUCCUCGCCAAAAAGCACAGAACGGACAGAUGAAAAUACACGGCAAAAUAUUUAGUAUCAUCACUGGAGUGUACGCUGCUGUCAAGGGCUCUCAACAACAUGGAGAUAUAUAAUAUUCCUGCGAUAUGGCAUAAUCCUUUCAUCAGUGUGCAUUUCUUUCAGAAAAAUGAAUUAAUCGGCGUUGUCGGCAGAAAGAAAUAACCCUAUCCGGCAAGUAACGUUAACUCCCUCGUUCUAUAUGGAUAUUAUGAAACAACUAACUGUAUUUCACACAGAUGACACAUUUACAGUUCUUCCGAGAUAGACAGUCAGCUGAAGUGAACACAACAAAGAUGAAUCCCUUAUAGAGGAGCUCCCUAGCUUGCAAAGGAUCAAGGUGAUAUUAGUAAAUUGCAGUCCGGGAGGGUUCAGCGGUGCAGAGAGGUGACGUUGACCGGAUGUGUGUAGCGGAGCGUGCCGUGUGGCUUUGACCAUGAGCCGGCUGAUGUUGGGCCGGACCCUGGAGCGGAUCUGCAAGGCUGUGCUGUUGCUCUGCCUGGUGCACUUCCUCAUCAUGAUGAUCCUCUACUUCGAUGUCUACACCCAACGCUUCGACAUCUUCAGCCGUUUCAACAAUGGCCGUGGAGCGAACAGCUCACGAGGACCCCACCACUACUACUAUAAUUUCUCCAGCGGAAGGCCCAACACUACCUUUGCAAGCUACCUGGCCACAGCUGACCAUCUUCUGCCCAGCACCAAGCCAGAGGCCAACCACACACCGCCGACCCCAAAGCCAUUACCGCCAUGUCCGGAAGUACCUCAUGGCCUGGUGGGACGUCUCCUCAUCGAAUUCAGCUCCCAGAUAACCCUCGAGCGGGUGCAGAGAGAGAACCCUAAUGUGACAGAAGGGGGGAAAUACACUCCUCCGGACUGCCGGCCAAAACAAAAGGUGGCCAUCAUCGUCCCGUUCAGACACCGAGACAACCACCUUAAAUAUUGGCUUCACUACCUGCACCCAGUCCUGCGCAGACAGAAGAUCGACUAUGGGAUCUUUAUCAUCAACCAGCUUGGCGAGGACACCUUCAAUCGGGCCAAGCUUCUCAACGUUGGCUACACAGAGGCUCUUAAAGACGCAGAAUACGACUGCUUCAUUUUCAGUGACGUGGACCUGAUCCCUAUGGAUGACCGGAACCUGUACCACUGUUAUGACCAGCCUCGUCAUUUUGCCAUUGCCAUGGACAAAUUCGGCUUCAGGCUACCCUAUGCAGGGUACUUUGGAGGGGUGUCCGGCCUUAGCAAAAAACAGUUCCUCAAAAUCAAUGGCUUUCCUAAUGAGUACUGGGGUUGGGGAGGUGAAGAUGAUGACAUUUACAACAGAAUCACACUAAAUGGGAUGAAAGUGUCUCGGCCCGACGUGAGAAUCGGCCGCUACAGGAUGAUCAAGCAUGAGAGAGACAAGCACAAUGAGCCAAACCCCCAGAGGUUCAGUAAGAUCCAGAACACCAAGAACACCAUGAGGAAAGAUGGGAUCAGCUCGCUGAUCUACAGAGUGGUGUCUGUGAAGAAAUAUCCGCUCUACACCAACAUUUCCGUAGAGAUCGGCAAGCCUCCACCCAGACCCCUCAAAGGAUAGAGAGCUACCGGUCCUGGACCCAGGAUACCAUGAUCUUCUUAAAGUUCAGCACACAAACACACACACACACACACAAACUCUGCCCAGGGUCACCUUCCUAUGAUACAGCAGUGAUAUGCUGAACAGGUUAGUUCUCAGGAAUACAUGGAAGCUUGAUGUGGAUCCAACGAUGUACUGUAGAUUCAUAUCCUGAUUCAGAUCGAGAUGUACACAGUGUCUGGAGGGACGGAAAUAUCAUCAUCAUACUCCAGUGGCUGUUUUGAUCAGACCUUGAGGAUCAGUUCAAGCGUUUAGCCCCUUAACGGGAGGAUUGUUGCGUUCUGGUUUUGGUAAGUGACGUUGAUCUGCGAAGAACAGCCUGGUCACUUGAUGUAAAUCAGUCAGAACAUACUGUACAUUUCAAAAGCGAAUGUGUCUUUGUACCUGCGAUGCUUGCAGUGUUCAAAUCUCUUCUUUCGUAUCUCAGAUGUUGGUUGAUCAUGUGAGGUUAAUUGAAGUUGGCUCUUUUGGAUUGUGUCUCUAUCUUGCGCUCUCUUUUAUUUUGCAUCAUCUCUUGGGACUUUUGUCAACCAUGAAAACACUUCUCAGCAUUUCUGGGGAUGAAACCCUUGUUGGGAUGUCUUCAUGGGAACUUGGAGGACAACUAUGUGAUGUGAUUAGACUGGAACUGGACUAGUCCUACAAGCACAUGACUGUCAGUCAAUAUGGUACAAGUGGAUUGCCGCAGCAUAUCCUCUGGCUGCCGAGUAGAUGCCUGGAGAAACGGCAAGAACUUUCGCUGAGAGAUAGAGGAGCUUCUGUAGAAGUUACUGAUGAUCAAACCCCUGUAUCUAUCACCACCUGCUCAAAACUGACUGUGCUACGAGCCACUCUUUCUUUGUUUACUUUCAUUUGCCUCAAAGAUUCAUAUACAGAUCUGUCAUAUAUCAAGGCUUUUUUAAAAACUUGAAGGAUGAAGUUAGCGAUGGGUGCUUUGAUCAAAUAAUGCCCAUGUCAUUCAGUUUUAGAGUUUCGCGCUUCUUUUGAUGAUCAUCUUUGGAGGUGUUAUUUAAAUGAUUCUCUGAUAUGUCCAAUAUAUAUAAAAAUAUAUAUAUUCACCCAGAGUCCAAACUCAAUGCAUUGCCACAACUUCCAAUUCCAGUUAUUGGAGGAAAUUUACAGACUGUACUGUAAUUAUUUUUUACAGGCCAAUAAUCAAUUUUGGCAUUUUUUAUAAGAAUGUUUUUCUUUCUGUGAAAAAUUUAAUUAUUAUUAGCUGUCAUCAUCCUUAACUGUGCUAUAAAACUGUCAAAAACAUGGAGACCCAUAAUUCUGUUCCUUCAUGUUUUUGUUUUGAUAGCUUAAUGUGAAUAAUAUUCAUACACUACCCUUCAAAAGUUUGGGGUCAGUAAGAUGUAUUUUUAAAGACAUUAAUAACUUUAACUUUUGGUCAAUGAAUACUUACAGUAAAGCUUUUAGAUUGUUAUAGUUUCAAUUUCCAAUAAAUGCUCUUCGAAUAUUGGUAACAAUGAGAAAUGUUUCUUGAGUGCCAAAACAGCAUAUUAGAAUGAUUUCUGAAGCAUCAUAUGACACUAAAGAGUAAUGGCUACUGAAAAUCUUAUUACAGGAAUAAAUUACAAACAAAUUAAAAUAGAAAAAAGAAAGUUAUUUUAAAUUGUAAUAUGUUUUUUAAUGUAUUUAUAGAUAAGUGCAGCAUUAAAGACUUCUUUCAAAACCACUAAACAAUCUUACCAACCCCACACUUUGGAACAGAGGACAAAAAACUUAACAGAUAAAAACAAAAACAUAGAUGAAUAUAAGAUUUAUCUGGUUUGCAUAUUUCAUCAUAAUGUUAUGUUGAUUUUCACUUGCAUUUGGUGUUUGGCAAAUGUUAAUUUUGGACCCUGUAUUCACCUCUUCCAAAAAGAUCUGAAGAACUGUAUUGAACUGCUUUUCUUUACAAUACUUUGCAAGCCUUUUAAAGUUGUUUUACCGUUGCUUAUUCCUUCUUCACCUAUUAUUUUACUACCUGAAAACACCAAGCUGAUGCCUUCAGAUGUAUUAUUAGGGGUAAAUGUGAGGAGAGUUCGAGCUCUUUUUUUUCUCUCUUAUCAGCUUUUCUGCUCUGUGCGGAUGCUUUUGUGCUAUCAACGAUUCUUUCAGCCCAGCACAGAGGAAGUCAUUAAUGAGAGCCCAGCCAUUCUCCCUGUCCUUUUAAAAAUACACUUUCUCCUCAUGCCUUUCAUUUUAGCCUCACCAACCCAUUUCAUUUCUGUGUGUGCAAUUAUGUUGUCUUAACUGCUGACCCAAACAGUCGCUGUGUCACUAACAUUGUUUCCUUCUUAAGUAUUUCAUCACCUCUGUCUCAUGGGUACGACUACCUGUCAGUUACAAGUGCAUCUCUUCUGCCAUGCGGUAUUUGUACAUUGGCCAUCAAGCGAAAUAACUGUUAAUACUUACCUGACACAAUUUUGCCUCAAGCCCUUUGAUUUUUCAUGGGUUAAUAGCCUUAAAAGUUGACAUCCAUCUGUGCACACUAUUCAGAACUAUUCAUAGAUCAUAUUCAAUAAUAUUUACUCUAGCUGUGACCUGCAUUUCAAAUGCUGAGAAACAGUGCUGUAGAAUGCAGUGAAUCCUAAACCUUCAACACGAAUGAGAUUUCAAGCCAAUAUCCUUAUUAAAAAGACAUUAUGCUCGUCCUGUAAUGUCUUGGCGAAUGAAAUAGAAAUCUGUUUCUGUUGGAGUAAAUUAGAUUGCUUCCUGUUUGAGCUCAUGUAUCAAAACGCUUUUUAAACUGAAGAAGAAACAAUGUUGCAGAGCGCAUUUACAUUAUCUUAAUUUUUUUCAAAAUGAAAAAUGCAGUCCAUGUGGUGUAUACAGAGCAGAACUAAGUCCAACAAAUUGAAGGCCUCACGCACAUUGUUGCAUGUAAUCUGUCAGGCUUGAUACAGCAUGAUAGUGUAUAAUGUGUAGCCAUUCUUCUGAAAAAUAUUUGUUUUAUAUUGAUUUAAAGGUGUACUCAGUCCUUUUUGUUGGUUGCACUAACAUGGCAGAUUUAUGCUGGCAAGACAAUUUUUUUCACAAAAUGACUUAAAGGGGUCAUAUGAUGCGAUUUCAAGUUUUCCUUUCUCUUUGGAAUGUUACAAGCUGUUCGUGCAUUGAUAAGAUCCCUAAAGUUGCAAAGACUAAAGUCU